Molecule: messenger RNA, 237 nt
Organism: Bipolaris victoriae FI3
Lineage: Eukaryota; Fungi; Ascomycota; Dothideomycetes; Pleosporales; Pleosporaceae
Exons: 1
Coding region: 1-237 (78 amino acids)
Source: RefSeq, a predicted model, not a curated record
AUGGUGAGGAACACCAACAGUUCCCUUCCUAAUCUUCCUCCGCUCAUCCACAAUACGCGCGAGCAUCAUACCCAUGAGCAUCAUAGACACGUUUAUACCACCACCUGGCGAUUGUGGCGCGCCCAGAAAUGGUAUGUUCAACAGUCGGGUCAAGUGUUGGACCGAGAUUUCAUGUGUGCAGUUGGACGUGUUUUCCCGGGCUUUGGAGACUCUCAAUGGGUCUAUUUCCCGUUUUGA